Messenger RNA from Rhagoletis zephyria (snowberry fruit fly), 880 nucleotides. RefSeq names its product nuclear pore complex protein Nup98-Nup96-like. Lineage: Eukaryota; Metazoa; Arthropoda; Insecta; Diptera; Tephritidae. The record is from RefSeq and is a predicted model, not a curated record.
GAUACCGACACUGCUCAAUUUUAAGUGAAAGCCAAUUGCAUGUGGGCUUUGCAAGUCAGUUAGAAAAUUACGAUCUAUGGGAAUGGGCUACAUUCGUUCUUUUGCAUAUAAAAGACCGUAAUCAAAGAGAGUUAUCAGUGCAAAAUAUGCUCUAUCGUUAUGUUAGUGUUUCAAAAGAUGUUUCAUUGUCGGAGAAGGAAAAGUUUGUAAUAAAUAAUUUGGGAGUACCGGAGAAAUGGAUUGAUUAUGCGAAGGCAGUGAAGGCGGGCGCCAUUGGCAAUCAUCAUUUGCAAGCGAAAUACCUGUUAAAGGCAAAGCAGUGGGCAUUGGCACAUGAAGUUAUAUUCCAGCACAUUGCACCCGAUGCAAUCAUUAAUGAUAAUCUCGACUAUUUGCACAAAUUGCUGAGUCAGUUCGAGGGUGCCGAGGCCAACAAAACCAUAAAAGUACCGAAUUGGUCUAAUCAAGGACAAAUAUUCUUAGACUUUAUCGAUAUCAACGAAAAAUUCAAGAGCUUAAAGACACUCAAGACCGAGGCGGAUAUAGAAGCACGCUGGGAGAAUUUGAAGCCACAAUUGGCUGACUUAUGUUCCCGCAUUAAUUUGUUGCCCUGCCCCACGGCUAAACAUCGCCUGUGUCAAAGUGAAAUCGCGCAAAAUUUGGCUUGCCUAGUGCGCGGUGUUUUGCUCGUCUGUCCAGUGUUGAAUCCGUGUUUGAUCAUAAAAAUUGCACUGGAACGUCUGCCAUUGCCACAAGAAUUCGCGCAACAAGAGCUGCGGGCGCUGCUCGACACGCUGGUCGAUGACUUGGCCAAAGUGAAUACGAGCGAAAAUAAUGAAAUAAUCAUGGCAAAAUGACAUUGAAUAUGCGUUGUAUUAAA